UGGAUGAGAUCCUGGCAGCAGCUCAGCACACGAUUGCGUCAGACGGACAGGGGCAGCGGGGUCACGGGGGGAAGAGAGAACGAACCAAGAGCAUCGCCCCCAAUGAGCCAAGUCAUGACCAGUUGGUCGGUGUAAUGCCGCCUGGGUUUGGCUACAACCAGGGUCAGUAUCCCCCCGGCCAUCCGCAUGGAGUAAUGCUACGACAGAAAUCUAUUGGUGUGACGGAGGAGGAGAGGCAGUCCCUCCACACCCCGGCUAUGAAACUGUCCCGUAGCCUGUCGGAGGACAUCCCCCCUCCCCCCAGCACAUCCGCCCCAGAACCUCCCUUGUCUGCUGGACCCCACACUGCUCGGAGGGGGGAGCAGUCUGCCCCCCAGCCACUGUCCUCCCAGGCCCAGGCCCACUACCAGGCCCUCUCCACCCAGCAACAAGCAGCUCACGAUGCCCAGGCAGGUUGGGACAAUCAACAGCAUGGCAUGACCACCACCCUCCAGAGAGGAGGGGGACAAUACACAGGGGAUCCCACGGAGGGGACGAGGAGAGGAGGGGGCAAAAUGGGGGCAUUGAGGAGGGACUACAGUAGUGCUACUCCACCUACAAGCGCAGCUCCCAAAACUCAACAGCAACCCCAGCAGCAACAGCAGCCCCAGCAACAGCAAGUGGCGGCCCGGGAGAGGAUCGGAGGGGCAAGCAGGGGCGGGGGAGUCAGGAAGGGCGGGAGGGGCCCUCUAGUAAAGCAGCCCACAGUGGAAGGAGGGCUCGGCAGGCACCACAGAGGGGGGCAAGGCCAGGGGGGAAAAAGCUCAGGGGCCAAAGAGAAGAGCUCCAUCCCCAUCCCCACCAUCAUAGUCAAGGCUCCAUCCACCAGCAGUGGCAGUGGCCGCAGCAGCCAGGGCAGCAGCAUGGAUGCCGAGCAACCGCCUCCCGACAUAGACGACCCUACCUCCCCCCCUGCCUCUCCCGACACCCACACCACCCCCGGCCCGCCUUCCACCGUGGCCCCCUCACCACCCCAGCCCCCUGUCUCCUCCCCCAUGACCCCUUCGACUGUCGCCCCCCAGCUGCCCCCUAACCUGGAGAACCUGGACUUCACCACCCAGUUUGGGGGGGCCUUUGUCGGGGCAGCGCGCCGGGACCGGGAACGUUUCCGUGACAUGAGGAGGAAGAGUGCUUCCUUCUUCCUCUCCUCCGAAGAGGAUGUCCAAGGGGAGGCGGGGGGAGGUGGAGGAGUAUGGACCCAGCCCCUACAGGGGAUGGGGAUUGAUGUCCCCACCCCCCGCCUCCGCCCCUCCAAGUCAAUUGACGAGGGCAUGUUCUCUAGGGACAAUUACGUCCACUACGCCAGCAGUAUGCCCCCUGCCUUUGGGCUGCCUGAGUACCACUCCCCUGUGAUGGGCCAGGAUGGCCAGCCCAAGUCCGCUCCCUCCAACUACGGCCCAGGCUCUCCAGCCACCACCUUCAUCCACCCUCUGACUGGGAAAGUCCUGGACCCCUCGUCACCCCUGGGCCUGGCGCUGGCUGCACGAGAGAGGGCCCUCAAGGACGACCGGAGGACCCGACGGGAGGAGCGGCACUUUGGCCGGCAGAUGUCCAGCGUGGGGGUGUUCCCUACAUCUCUCCCGUCUCCCACGCCAUCCCUGUUCUCCACAUCCACCACCACCACCUCACACGCCUCACUGAACCGCCCACAGUCACCCAGGAUAUUACGCUUGGGAGGGGGAGGAGAGAGAGUGGAGAGGGACCAGGCGGCUGGAGCCAGAGAGGGCCUCAGAGUUCGCUUUUCAGAGGACAGAACCAAUCAGUACCAGACCCAAUAUUACCAACAGAGUCCUAGAGACAGGGAGCCACCUGGCCCGCCCAUGCAGCCGCCCGGCCCGCCGCCUCAGCCUGCACCCUGCAGACCUUCGUUCCUGCAGAUGGAGAACAGUGCAAACGCUAGCUACAUCCCCCAGUACACCCUCACCACAGCCCCAGCACACCCACAUGAAGGUGGGGGAGAGGGAGGAGUUGGAGGGGGACUGGGGCUCAUGGUUCUUCCCCCGCCUGCACCCUCGAUAGAUUUGGACGAUGAGUUUGUCUUUGUUGACCCCCUGCCCCCUCCCUUGCAGUUCGCCAAUGGCCAAGGCCAGCGAGAAAUGCAGAGGGGAUACCCUCAACAGCAUCAGCACUCAGCUCAACACGUCUCUUCUGCCAUGCCACCCCCACCGCCCCCCCUCCCUCAUCCUAAAGUACUCACCAGGAGGCUUCCCUCCAACCGCCCCCUCCCCUCCCCCAGGCCGGGGACUCUGCCGCUCCAGCCUCACAUCCUACGACAGCGAGGUGGCCAACCUCACCCAAUAGAUAUGGGUGCCCCUGCUCCCCAAAUGACCUUAGCGCAGGACCGAGGCGCGGCCACCCUCACUACGACUGUGACCUACGCCACCACGAUGACCGUGACCGCCGCCGCCACCAGUACCACCGCCUCUGCGCCGUCUUCAGACUACAAUGUAGCUGGGACCGCCCCCAGAACUGCCGCCAGUGCUGCUGGCAAGGCAGGCGACCACCAACCCUCCAGGAUGAAGACUGGAGACUGGCAGACAGAGACGGUGGUGGACUCUGGGAUCGAGGAGCUGGACAGCCACAGCAGCGGUGACCAGCACCUGGAAAUACUGGGAGUGAGUGAACUGACGGGUGAGAGAAGAGGAGGAGGAGGAGUGGAAGGGGAUGGAUGGGCUGGCGAGCACCCAGAUCCUUAUAUGACCUACUCAGGUGGGCAAGCGUUUGAAGCACACCACGCCAAACACACGACCAAACCCACCGUGUAUCCAAAGACGAUGCAGUACAAAGAGGGCGGUAUCAAGGACACAAGGGAAGCGUUGCGUCGACAGGUGAGCACCAACCCGCCCUACCAGAGCACCCCACCACACCCCCAGAGACAGGCUAACCCAGAGGAGGAGGCCAGGAGAGGAGAGGGAGGAGCAGCGGAUGAGAGGAUACAACGUAGACAGAGUCGACCAAAGAUGGAGGACGGCUUCGGUUCCACCCUGGCUGCCUGUCUGGAGCGGCCCAACACCCUGGAGCCAAGGGGGUCAACCGAGGRGGUCGACCAGGGACAGGGCCUGGAGCGAGGCGAGGCCCAGAGGGACGGGAUGUCUAUUGAGGGGCGCAGGUUGCACUCGCCACUCUCGGGGGUGAAGGCCAGCAUCAUCAACGAGCUGAGCUCCAAGCUGCAGCAGAUGAGCAAUAAGAGCACAGACGACUGGGGUCAGUCUGAGAUGCGAGGUCAGAGUCCCAUUAGUCUGAGGUCACCCACAAUGCACAGAUAUUCUGGGGAUUUCUCCGCCUCGUUUCAGAGCCCCCCCACAGCCCGCUCCACUUCCCCCUUACCCACCUCUUCCCCGCAGCAUCGCCCGCCAAUCCUCACCCCCAAUCUCACCGCCACCCCCUCCGGCUCGCCCUCCCACCAGCCCACGCUGCAGCCCAACUGGACCCGCUCCCCCUCUCCCCAGAUACCCACCUCCCCCUCUCACUUCUCCCACCCUCCUCUCUCCCCCACCUACUCACCCUAUCCCACGUCACCCAAACAUCGCACUAAGUAUCGUGGAGCCAAGAUUUUUGACUUCCAGUGUACCCCUGGUCCAGAGCUGAGGUCGUCUGUGUCCCGCCGGCGCGCCCCCAGCCCCCUCAUAUACUCCACAGACCGCCCCAGCCCCGCCCCUCCCAGACCCUCCUCCCUCCCCAUCCUCCCCAGCACCCAUGUCUACAACACCCCCUUUGAUUUCCCCAAUCCCCUCMCCCCUUCAUCCCCAGSCCACACCCUAGGAGACUCUUACAACCCCUCCACCCCGCCUCUCUUCCCCACAUCCCCACAACCUCCCAGUGCCCUCCUGGUCUCCCGCUCCCUUUCACCCACCCAGUUCCUCUCCAGCGCCUCCUCGCCCUCCAUGCACCUGCCCCCCUCUCCAUCCUGCCUCAACUACCCCCACCUCACCCCUCCUCCCCCGGCCAAGCCCUUCGCCAUCAAGCCCCUGUCCUACUGGACGAAGUGGGACGUGGCYGACUGGCUGGCCUACCUAAACCUGGGGGAGCACCGGGAGCGCUUUCUGGACAACGAGAUUGACGGCUCCCACCUGCCCUCCCUCACCAAGGACGACUUCCUGGACCUGGGGGUGACACGCGUCGGCCACCGCAUGAACAUCGAAAGAGCGCUGAAGAGACUGACUGACAGGUGAGGAAGGAGCGGCAUGGACAGAGUCAACUCACAGACAGAGGCCACAUGUCAGCCAAGUGGCGAGUGGAAAUAAAGAGAGAGAAAAAGAAGGAACGGAUGGAGAAGGAAAGACAAGUGCCUCUUUCCUUCCCUGCGAGCCAGAUGAGUCCAUCCCCCUUCCCUUUUUAGUCAUGAAGCAUUUAUCCUUAGAGUUAAUUUGCUAAGUUAUUCCAUCUCUCUCUCUCUCUCUCUCUCUCUCAUAUUUCAUUUACUACAUUCACUCCUUAUUCAUUUUCCAUUCAUUCUUAUUUCUUGAUUUACCCUCCUCCCUCUUUCCUCAGGCUCUUCUCUCCCAUGCAUGAGCCUAGCCCCUCCCCUGUGCCACAGACUGAGAGAGUGAAAGAUGAGGUGACUCAGAGCUCAGAGAAAGACAGA
This is a messenger RNA of Salvelinus sp. IW2-2015, 4624 nucleotides long. The record is from RefSeq and is a predicted model, not a curated record. NCBI's taxonomy places the organism in Eukaryota, Metazoa, Chordata, Actinopteri, Salmoniformes, Salmonidae.